Molecule: messenger RNA, 1118 nt
Organism: Emiliania huxleyi CCMP1516
Lineage: Eukaryota; Haptophyta; Isochrysidales; Noelaerhabdaceae
Exons: 1
Coding region: 42-1118 (358 amino acids)
Source: RefSeq, a predicted model, not a curated record
CUAUCCAUUCCUGGUUGACCUGCCCUCUGGCCGCACCGUCGAUGCUCUCCACACACGAUGGCAGAUUCAAAGCACCCCGCGAUGACGCGGCGGCCACGCCCGCGAAGAGCGCUGAUUCCCGCGCCAACUGCUCUUGCGUCGUCGACUCGACGACGGUGCCCGCAGCACAACGGCAUGCUCCGACUGCUUCUGGAAGCACCAGCUUCCUCUUUCUCCUUGGCUACCCUCACACGGGCACCUCCAGCCUGCACUUUCUCCUCGCGACCAGCGGGUCCGUCAGCACGAUUGGCGAUUCCGCGGUCCUCGGUCCGUCAAAGGAAGGCAUGGCGGCCCUCCCUGCAAAGGCAUGGCUGCCUUUGCAAGGCGAUCACCGCCCGGCUGGUCGGUGGGAGCCCAGCUUCUGGAGUUCGAAUUACUCGGAUCUGGUGGAGAGAACCUACCUGAGCCAUUGGGACCGCUCAAAGAUUUUUAUUGAGAGCUCGCCUCCCGAGAUCUACCUCUCUCGCGAGCUCCAUUCGACCUUCUCCAAACACGGGAAGGUGAGAUUCGUUCUGCUGGUCCAUGGCAUCUGCGGGAUGGGGGCGGACCGCUUCUUCGUUGGGGGCAGCGCUCGCCUCCCGAUGUGCAGGCGAUGCUGCAAAGGAGCGCUUGACAAGCCCUGCAUAGACAGCUUCAUGUCCGCCUCUUGGGCGCUUGCGCUCGACACGUACCGUAGAGUCAUCGCGAGUUUUGGCGAUGACGUCUUUGUGAUUCGUUACGAGGACUUGUGCCUCCGCUUGAACCGUGUGCUGCGCGACUUGGCCGCAUGGGAGCCGCGGUUGGCCGACAUCAACGUCUCCCGCAAGCCAAUCAUUACCGACCACGCCGACGCUCACCACACGACUUCAACCAUCGGCGACCACUGCGAAUUGGCGGUGCGCCGCUGGCGAGAGCCCAUGCCCGCGCUAUGCAGUGCGACACCGCCGGCUUGGAUGGUGCGGGCGGGGGUGAUAAGCAUGGCCAAUCAUACACAGACUACUUUGCACCGGCCGGCCAGCUCGACCUGUGCGUCAAUGGCUGCGACGCUCGGGUAUGUCUACCGUCCCGGCCAGUUUGAUUGCUCCAUCACGUCCGAGUAA